Messenger RNA from Tuber melanosporum (Perigord truffle), 815 nucleotides. RefSeq lists its product as uncharacterized. The transcript is spliced from 2 exons. Lineage: Eukaryota; Fungi; Ascomycota; Pezizomycetes; Pezizales; Tuberaceae. The record is from RefSeq and is a predicted model, not a curated record. The coding region runs from base 612 to 815 and encodes 67 amino acids.
UCGAGCCCUGCAUGGAUCUGUAAUUGUACCAGUUUUGGGUACCAUAAUGCGGACCCAUAAGAGAACUGAUACGGCUAAAGGAAAAAGAAGAAGGUACUCGAGUACAAGUACCAGUAUGAUACCGGUAGCUUAGCAUGCCGGUAGCUUAGCUAACAGAAAUUGGGUCAGAUUGGACGGGGACCCAUGUGAAUCCUGGAAAAGACUGCAAGGUUCCAAUUGGUGUGCGUCUGACUUGCAGUGUCUUCAGGCAUCUCAGUUGACCUCCUUUCCCCACUCUCUCAGCCAAAUUCUCUCCUUCUCUCACUCUCUGAUCUCACUCUCUGGUGCUGUAGCGGUAUCAGGGCCGCAGGCAACCAUCGCUACAGAUUCUUAGCACCACGCAAAAGUAAUCAGCCGUUCGUUCCCUUUUUUCCCAAACACUGGACACGAUAACGACCACCCCCUAUAGCCUACCGGAAAACAAUACAGAGAAUGCCACCACAAACCCCAAUCCAAGCCCUCCCCGACUCGGUUCAUACAGUGUGGAAACGCCUAGAAACACACCUCCUCUGCCUGCCAAUCCUAACGCGCACCGUGAUACUGCUCAUUGCAGUAAUACACAUGUUGGGUGUAUGCGGCUUUGCGAUGCUGGAUUGGUUCGCCCUGGAUGUUGGGAAGAUGGAUUUGGGGCAGAUGCAUCGAUUGAAUACUUACCCGCUUGUGCAUGUGGGGCUUUUGCACGCGCUUUUGAACAUUCUUGCAUUGACCCCGUUGCUCGAGAGGUUCGAGAGGGAGGUGGGGACUUUGAAGACAUUGUUGUUGGUGCUUGGUCGUAG